Messenger RNA from Balaenoptera musculus (blue whale), 5980 nucleotides. It is a transcript of the gene TCOF1, whose product is annotated as treacle ribosome biogenesis factor 1. The transcript is spliced from 26 exons. Bases 24 to 4316 code for a protein of 1430 amino acids. NCBI's taxonomy places the organism in Eukaryota, Metazoa, Chordata, Mammalia, Artiodactyla, Balaenopteridae. Gene Ontology annotation, molecular function: protein binding. The record is from RefSeq and is a predicted model, not a curated record.
CCGACAAGCCGGGGGUUGCGGGCAUGGCCGAGGCCAGGAAGCGGCGGGAGCUGCUUCCCCUGAUCUACCAGCAUCUGCUGCAGGCGGGCUAUGUGCGCGCGGCGCGGGAAGUGAAGGAGCAGAGCGGCCAGAAAAGUUUCCUGACUCAGCCUGUAACCCUUCUGGACAUCUAUACACACUGGCAACAAACCUCGGAGAUUGGCCAGAAGCAGAAGGAAGAGGAAGAUGCAGCCCUGCAGGCCAAGAAGACCCGCGUGUCAGACCCCGUUAGCAGCUCAGAGAGCUCAGAGGAGGAGGAGGAGGAGGAGCAGGAGGCAGAAGCGGAAACCACCAAAGCCAUCCCGGCACUAGCAUCUACCAACUCCUCAGCCACGGGGAAGGUUUUGCCUUCAAGUGUGAAAGAAAAAGCCAAGGCAAAGACCAAGAAAGCCAGCAAGACGGUGAACUCCACGGCACACCCUGCCUCCGGGAAGGCAGUAGCCCACCUCCUCACCAGGAAGUCACCCCAGAAGGCGGCAGGGCCCUCGGCAAAUACCAUCCUGGUCUCAGAAACUGAGGAGGAGGGCAGUGUCUCGGCCCUCAGAACCACUGCCAAGCCUGGAAUGGCGGCCGCCAGCCAGGCCGCCAGCUCCAGCGAGGACACCUCCAGCUCGAGCGAUGAGACGGACGUGGAGGUGAAACCUGCAGUAAAACCACCACAGGUCAAAGCCUCAGCAGCUGUGGCCAAGGAGUCUCCAAGGAGAAGGGCGGCCCCGACCCCAGGGAAGGCGGGAUGUGUGACACCCCAAGUCAGAGGGGGUGCCAUGACCCCAGCCAGCAGGGCCAAGAAGCCAGAAGAGGUCUCAGAGAGCAGCGAGGAGUCCGAGAGUGAGGAGGGGGCCCCUGCGGGGACACCCAGCCAGGUGAAGGCCUCCGAGAAAACUGUCCAGGUCAGAGCUGCCUCAGGUCCUGCCAAGGGGACCCCUGGGAAAGGGGCCACCCCAGCACCCCCUGGGAAGGCAGGGAGGCCAGAGGAGGACUCGGAGAGCAGCAGCGAGGAGUCGGACAGCGAGGAGGAGGCGCCAGCUGCCCAGACUCUGCUGCAGGCAAAGCCCUCAGGGAAGAUCCCCCAGGUCAGAGCCACCUCAGCAGCACCUGCCCAGGUGCUUUCCCCUGGGAAAGGGGCCCCUCCAGCACCCCCUGGCAAGGCAGGGCCUGCAGCCAUCCAGGCCCAGACCAGGGGGCAGGAGGAGGACUCAGAGAGCAGCAGCGAGGAGUCAGACAGCGAGGGGGAGGCGUCCACAACCGUGCCCCAAACCGCGAGCCUGGCUCAGGCAAAGCCCUCGGGAAAAAACUCCCAGGUCAGAGCUGCCUCAGCCACAAGCACGGGGCCCUCAGCGAAGAGUGCUGUCCCAACGCUCCCUCGGAAGGCAAGGGCUGUAGCCGCCCAGGUGGCAAAGUGGGAUGCGGACUCGGAGAGCAGCAGCGAGGAGGAGUCGGACAGCGAGGGGGAGGCGCUGAGGGCAGCGGCCUUGGCCCAGGCAAAGUCCUCGGGGAAAGUCCUGCAGGUCAGACCUGCCUCAGGUCCCACCCAGGGCCCCCCUCAGAAGGCCGGGCCUGCAGCCGCCCAGGUCAAGACUGAAAGGUCCAAGGAAGACUCGGAGAGCAGUGAGGAGGAGUCAGACAGUGAGGACGAGGCCCCCGCAGCCAAGACUCCAGCCCAGGCGAAAUCAGCUGUGAAAACUUCUCAGACCAAGGUCUCCCCAAGGAAGGGCACCCCUAUUACACCCGCAUCUGCCAAGGCCCCACCAGUGCAAGUAAGCGCACCAGCCCCCUGGAAAGCAGGAACGGUGACUUCGCCAACCCGCACAUCAUCCCCAGCGGUGGUCAGGGGCACCCAGAGGCCAGAGGAGGACUCUUCAAGCAGCGAGGAGCCGGAGAGUGAGGAGGAGACAGCUCCCGCCGCCUCAGUGGGACAGGUGAAGUCUGUAGGGAAAAGCCUCCCAGUGAAAGCUGCCUCGGCACCCACCAAGGGGCCCUCAGGGGCACGGACCACCCCGGGGCUCGCUGGGAAGGCAGGGCCUGCAGUGGCCCAGGUGAAAGCUGAGGUGCAGGAAGACUCAGAGAGCAGUGAGGAAGAGUCGGACAAUGAGGAGGCGGCCUCAACUGCAGCACAGGUGAAGACCUCAGUGAAAACCCCUCAGACCAAAGCCAACCCAGCUGCCACCAGAGUGGCUUCAGCCAAAGGGGCAGCAUCAGCUCCUGGAAAAGGGGUUUCUGCAGCUGCUCAAGCCAAACUGGGGUCCCCAGCCAAGGUAAAGCCACCAGCAAGAGCCCCCCAGAGCAGUGCCGUCUCGGGCAGGGGCCAGGUGUCUGUGCCGGCUGUGGGGAAGGCACUGGCUGCAGCAGCCCAGGCCCAGCUGGGGCCGGUCAGGGGCCCACAGGAGGACUCGGAGAGCAGUGAGGAGGAGUCGGACAGUGAGGGGGAGGCGCCCGCUCAGGCGAAGCCCUCAGGGAAGACCCCCCAGGUCAGAACUGCCUCAGCCUCCACCAAGGGGUCCCCCAGGAAAGGGGCGGCCCCAGCACCCCCUGGGAAGGCAGGACCCCCAGCCGCCCAGGCCGGGAAGCGGGAAGAGGACUCGGAGAGCAGCAGCGAGGAGGAGUCAGACAGUGACGGGGAGACGCCGGCAGCUGUGCCCCCAGCCCAGGUGAUUAAAACCCCUCUGAUUUUUGUCGACCCUAAUCGUAGUCCAGCUGGCCCAGCUGCUACCCCCGCCCAAGCCCGGGCUACAAGCACCCCGAGGAAGGCCCAGGCCUCAGAGAGCACACCCAGGAGCUCCUCUGAGAGUGAGGAUGAGGACGUGAUCCCCGCUACGCAGUGCUCGGCUCCUGCCAUUAGGAACAGCGUGGCGACUGUGCCCACGGCCCACCCCAGGGCAGCCCUCAGAGCCAGCAUGGUGGGGGCCGGCAGCAGUGAGGACACCAGUCGGGCGUCUGAAGGCAAGAAACAGGAGACGCCAACCACUAAGGUGACAAAGAGGAACCCAGCUCACCUCCCGCUGACCCAGGCUGCCCUGAAGGUCCUUGCCCAGAAAGCCAGUGAGGCCCAGCCUCCUGCUGCCAGGACCCUGUCUUCAAGUGGGACCGACAGUGCUCUGGGAACACUGCCCAUGACGAGUCCCCAGAGCACCCCCGCGCAGGCCAGAGGGGCCAACAAGCUCAGAAAGCCUGAGGUUCCUGCAACCCAGCGGGCCAUAGCCACUCCCUCGGGACGCCCCAAGGCCAAGGCCUCUGGGACCUCAGGUGACAGCAAGGACAGCAGUGGCAGCUCUUCAGGGAGUGAAGAAGAUGCUGAGGGGCCCCAGGUGGCCCCAUUGACCCACAGGCCAGGCCCCGCCCCCUCCAGGAGGGAGACCUUGGUGGAAGAGACCACAGCAGAGUCCAGCGAUGAUGAGGUGGUGGCACCUUCCCAGUCUCUCCUCUCAGGUUAUGUGACCCCUGGGCUGACUCCGGCCAGUUCCCAGGCUUCAAAGGCCACUCCCAAGCCAGACCCCAACCCCUCGGUUUCCUCUACUCCGGCCACCAGAGAUGCCCCGGACGGCAAGCAGGAAGUGGAGCCCCAACAAGCAGCAGGCACCAUGUCCCCUAAAAGAGGCAGAAGAGAGGCUAGCGCCACACCUCAGAAGCCCCAGAAGCCCGGGAAGGGGCCCAGGAGCCCCCAGGCCUCCAUGCUGGCGCUGCAGAGCGACAUCACCCGGCGCCUGCUGAGCGAGCCCUGGCCCCUGAGUGAGGCGCAGGUGCAGGCCUCGGUGGUGAAGGUGUUGGAGCUGCUGGAGCAGGAGAAGAAGAAGGCCGUGGACGCCGCCAAGGAGGGCAACCAGGAGGGCAGCCGGAAGGGCCGCCUGGGCAACAAGCGGAAGCUCUCCGAAGACCAGACGGCCGCCGGUGCCCCCAGGAGCAAGAAGAAGAAGCAGCUGGCGGCCGGGGAUGGCGGGGAGCGUGCGGUCUCCCCAGAAAAGGCCCCCAGGACUUCCAAGGGGAAAUCCAAGAAGGACAAAGCGAGUGGUGACAUCAAGGAGAAGAAGGAGAAGGAGUCUCCCGGCUCCCAAGGGGCCAAGGAGAAGCCAGAAGGGGAGCCGGGGAAGGUGAAGGGUGAGGGGGGAGACCAAGGCAACCCAAAGAGCAAGAAGGAGAAGAAGAAAUCCGACAAGAAAAAAAAAGACAAGGAAAAAAAAGAAAAGAAGAAGAAAGCAAAAAAGGCCUCAACCAAAGACCCUGACUCACCAUUGCAGAAGAAAAAGAAGAAAAAGAAGAAGAUGGCAGAGCAGACUGUCUGAGGGACACCAGGCGGCAGAAGAUGAUGGCCAGCUGCGGUGUACAUGCUGGCCAAGCCAGUGAGCCCUGCAGAGAGGCUGGUCCCAGGAGGAGGAACCCCGCCCAGCUCCCGUGACCUCCACUCACUGACCCUGGCCUGACUUCUGUGCCGACAAAGGAUGCCUCAUAUGGACAUGUACAAUAUAUAUAUAUAUUUUUUAAGUGACCUGCCCCUCCCUUCUCAGACCCAACGUGCCCAGAGGUCUCGGGACUUUCCACCUCUGCCCUGCAGACCCAGUGAGGCUCAGCCUGCGACUCCUUCCAUGCCCCUGGUCUCCAGCUAUGCUGAGGCUUUGUCCUCUUUUUGUCAGUUUUCUCCCAUUUUGUUUGUGUGUUUUUUGUAAUAACUCAGAAAAUAAAAGACUUGAAGGAAAGGUGCAAGUUCCCAUUGCAUCUGGGGCAAACGUUUUGCAAUUGAUUGAUUCUUGGAAGGGAGAGUCUGGCUGACACUUGGAGAUGAACAAACCAUCGCUCAGGAUUUAUUCUUGACCGUGUAUCAAGGCUCUGGGAUACCGUGGUGAGUGACACACUGUUUGCCAGAGAAGGAGACUCAGCAAAAGGCCCUGGUGUUGAAUUGGGGUGGGGAAGGCUUCCUGGAGGAGGUGGCAUCUAAGGUAAGGGGGAGCUCAGGCAUGGUCAUGGCUGGUUGCUGGGGUAGGUAGGUCAGGCAGAUACCCAGAAGCAAGAAAUGGAAGGGGGUCUUCCAAGUCACCUUUUGAAGUUAGGGCAAGCUGCGGACAGGCUCCGUUGAGGUACUUGGUGGAGAGUAGCUGGCAGGGACAGGAGGAGCAGGAAGCCCAGUUAGGACUGAGUUGUCCACGUGUCUAGGUAACAGAGGCUCUGCGAUGAUGAAGGCAAGAAGUGCAGGAACCUGAAAGAUGUGUCAGGGUGACGUCCGCAGGACUUGGUGAUGGCCAGUGAUGCAGAGGUCCACCUCCCUGAGCCCAGAGUAGUGUGGAGCACCCAGGGUCAUGGAGUCCGCUCCAAGGCUUUUAGCCUUCUGCUAGAGGCAGCAAGAGGCCGUGCAGACACAGCACUGGGCUGGGGAGGUCUGGGAGAGCCAGGGUGGCAUCCAGAUUUACCCUAACUUGGGGCUCCUGGGCCAGGCCCUCCCCCAGGGAGCCUCUCUCCCCCUAAGUGUGUUGAUCUAGAACAGAGGCCGCAGAGCAGUGUCCUAUUGGGCUUCUUUGACCCACAGCAAGUCUUCACACUUAGAAAUGGAGAUUUCAGUGAACUUCUUCAUUUGGGGCUCCUCUUGAAAAGUCCAGAAAUCUGACCACAGGGGCCUCUGCUCCUCCUGGCAAUGAGCGGCUGGGGCACCGCAGCGGCCGCCCUUUAACUAGGACAGAGGCCCCCACUUCCACAGCCGCCACUCCCUGGUGAUCCCGACACGAGGGCCCAUGUUGUUGCCAUCUGUCAUCACACUUGUACUGUUCUCAGUAUAGAAAAGAAAAUGGGGACGUGAGAAGCCGGACCCAGAGGAGCUUGCGCUUAAAGGACUGUGGGCAAGAGCCUGUUUCUUCUUGGAAGUAGAGAAUAUAUUCCCGUGUGUGGAACAUGGAGACCAAGCGUGUCUGCGUCCAAAGACUGCAGCCCCGCUCCCCACGGCCCGGCCCCGCCCCACAGG